AUGAGUCGUUAUCGUGUGGCAGAAAACGUCAAGAAAUUAAGUGGGAUAUUUCUCUUAUUUGAAUCAUUACUUCUUCCUCUUCUUCUUCUUCUUCUUUCUCAUCAAAAUACACUCACACAAGUAGCACAAAACAAUGGGUGUUCUUGACCAUAUAUCUGAUAUGUUUGAUUGCUCUUCUCAACACUCCAAGCACAAAAGACGCAAACAAUUACAGACAGUGGAGAUAAAAGUGAAGAUGGACUGUGAAGGCUGUGAGAGGAAAGUGCGAAGGUCUGUUGAGGGAAUGAAAGGAGUUUCGUCCGUGACAAUAGAGCCUAAACAGCACAAGCUCACAGUAGUAGGCUAUGUGGAUCCAGAGAAAGUUGUGGCUCGUGUAGCCCAUCGCACAGGUAAGAAGGCAGAGAUUUGGCCCUAUGUCCCAUACGAUGUCGUUGCUCAUCCCUAUGCACAGGGUGUUUAUGAUAAGAAGGCUCCUGCUGGAUACGUGCGAAGAGAUGAUUUCCAAACUAACCAGCUUGCUCGUGCCAGUUCUACUGAAGUUCGCUAUACUACUGCCUUUAGCGACGAGAAUCCUGCAGCCUGUGUGGUCAUGUGAACUAAAAUACUGCUGCUGCUAUGAAUACUAUAUUAUGAAUCUUGUACCAUAGUACAUUAGUACUCUGUUAUUGUUAAAUUUGUAUUGGUUUGUGGUGUUGAUUCCUCCUUUUAAGUUUUGAUCAUAGUGCUAUUUUCUGUUGAAGCUAAAAGUUUUAUCAUGAUUGUACGUACUGUAUUGUUAAAUCGAUGAGUAUUCUGUUCUUGAAA
Solanum stenotomum is the source of this 804-nucleotide messenger RNA. Its product is annotated as heavy metal-associated isoprenylated plant protein 26-like. Bases 134 to 595 code for a protein of 153 amino acids. NCBI's taxonomy places the organism in Eukaryota, Viridiplantae, Streptophyta, Magnoliopsida, Solanales, Solanaceae. Gene Ontology annotation, molecular function: metal ion binding. The transcript has 2 exons. The record is from RefSeq and is a predicted model, not a curated record.